UUUUCCUUGCUGCUGCCUCAAACUCACCCACUGGAUCUUUCAACCACUACUUUUAGCUAAUUAUGUUUACCUGUUUAAUACAUUACCUUGAUUUGUCUGGUACUUCAUCUGCUGGAUGUUUAAAAACAGUUUCUCCAUUGACCCUAAAAAUAUAUUGUAUGAACACCAGAAUGUACAGCAAUGAAUUUGAUAUUUAAAGGGACUGUUUGUAACUUUUUACAUGUGGUUGUAACCUAACCUGAGUGACUUUCUAUGUUUCCUCUAUCAGCCUGUAGACUGCUUUUUAUUUGAAGAUGUAACGUCAUGCGUACCCGAGUGUGGCUACAGCUACAGGGAUAGCUAACGAUAGCUAACUGUUGGUUAGAAAUGGAGUCUGCUAACACAAACAAACGACCAGCCUCCACCACAACUCAGACAAACUACAAACUACAAAAAAAACAAUAAAGUUAUAUCUAGUGAAGUCCGUCUUGCAAAACAGGAAUAUGACCGACGUCGGAUCAACAUCGACGGGCCCUUCGAUUCAUGAAGGGACAUUCCCCGAGGCAAACAGACGGAAAGAAGACAAACUUCCAAACGGAGAUGGAUCCACAUGUGGUGACGUGGAAAUUAUUUGCUGCCGGCGUGCUGCUGCUCACAUUGUACCGCAGCAACAACACUGCUGCUGUCAGCAUGAAGGAACACCUGGCUGAUUGUCUGGAGGACAAAGACUACGAUGAGCUGUUACACACUGUGAAGACCGGCCUCCCUCACAUAAAUACAUCUCACCACGUUGUUGUUGUCGGAGCCGGCGUGGCCGGACUGACGGCUGCCAAGCUGCUGCAAGACGCCGGACACCAGGUGACCAUAUUAGAGGCUAGUGGUCGUGUUGGAGGACGAGUGGAGACCUACAGGAAUGAAAACGAGGGCUGGUAUGCUGAACUGGGAGCCAUGAGGAUCCCCAGUUAUCACCGCAUCGUCAACUGGUUCGCUAAAGAACUGGGAGUCAAGCUGAAUAAAUUUGUCAUGGAGGACAUCAACACCUUUUACCUGGUCCAUGGGCUGCGGAAGAAGACGUACGCAGUGAAAGCAAAUCCUGACAUCCUGAAGUAUAAGCUGCCGAAAAGCGAAAGGGGGAAGUCAGCUGACCAGCUGCUACAACAAGCUCUGCAGAAGGUGAAAGAUGAAGUGGAGGCACAUGGCUGCAAAGCUGCACUACGGAAGUACGACCACUAUUCUGUGAAGGAGUAUCUGAAAGAAGAAGGUGGCGUGAGUCCAGAAGCGGUGAGGAUGAUCGGAGACUUACUCAAUGAACAGAGCCUCAUGCACCUGGCGCUGACUGAGAUGAUCUACAUCCAGAGCGACGUCAGCGACAACACCACGUACCAUGAAGUGACUGGUGGGUCAGAUCUCCUAACCAAGGCUUUUCUCACCGUCCUUGACAUCCCCAUCCUCCUCGACUCUAAGGUCAAACGUAUCAGUCAAUCAGAUGAGGGUGUAAUUGUAUCGUAUCAGACAGGCAAGGAGUCCUCUUUGACGGACCUUUCUGCCGACAUGGUUUUGGUAACAACCACUGCCAAAGCAGCCCUUUACAUGGACUUCGAUCCACCUCUCUCCAUCAGAAAGAUGGAGGUCCUGAGGGGGGUCCACUAUGAAAGCUCCACUAAAAUCAUCCUCACCUUCAGGGAUAGGUUCUGGGAGAAGGACGGCAUCCGAGGAGGAAAGAGCAUCACCGACGGGCCCUCUCGUUACAUCUACUACCCCAGCCACAGUUUCCAAAAAAAUAAGACCAUCGGCGUCCUCCUGGCUUCCUACACCUGGUCUGACGACUCCCUCCUCUUAUUAGGCGCGAGCGAUGAAGACCUGAAAGAGCUAGCUCUGAGAGAUUUGGAAAAGAUCCACAACAACAAGACCCUCACGUCUUUCUGCACAGGAGUGGUGGUAAAGAAGUGGAGCAUGGAUCCUUACAGCUUGGGUGCCUUCGCUCUCUUCACACCGUACCAGCAUUUAGAGUAUGCUAAAGAGCUCUUCAGAAGUGAAGGCAGGGUUCACUUUGCUGGUGAACACACCGCCUUCCCUCACGCUUGGAUCGAGACAUCGAUGAAAUCUGCAAUCAGGGCUGCUACCAACAUCAACAAAGAGUCCGCUAGAAGUCAACACCAUGACGAGUUCUAGGUUCUUAAAUCUGGCGCUUUUGCUUGGUUGCCUCAGGAGUGGGGCUCAUCUUGAUUUUUGCAACUCUAAUCCGCAUCAAACUGAUGGAUUUUUGGAAGUGUGGGCUUGAUGUCGCUUGGCAAAAGUAUAUCACACACUUGUGCAGCGGCUUUAGCAAUAACUGAUGCUCAUAACAAUCAAUAGUAUGUGCACCAGUAAUGUUCCUCCAAGCUUGAUGUGUCUGUCAUGGUCAUUUAUGUGAUCAAAUGGGUGCUAAAUAACACUACAAACUUUCCUUUGAACGCAACUCAUGGUGCUGAGAGUGCUCCUUCAAAAUCACCAGACUCAAAAAAAAAUGUGAAGAGCAUAUACCCAAUGCACAAAAUACCACCUGCUGUUAAAAGCAUGUCCGGCAUUACUGCCCCUCAGUAAAGAGGUUAUACUGCACAUUAUUAAAGGGUUACAUGCACUUUGUGAUCUUUGUCGAUCUCAACUGAUGACUUGUAGGCAUUACAGUAACAGUAAUUACACCUUCGUCAUUUUCAAACCUGACCGUAAACCUUUCAGUCGUAAAUGAUCAGUUGAAGGACAAGUAUCUUCAUGUGUUGAGAAAUGUCAGGAUCUUUAACCUUUUCACAAGUCACUCAGGAUCAAACUUUGGGAAAAUACACUGAUACAUUCCAAUAAACAUAAUCUUCAAAAAGUAAACCACAACAAAUGGCUCCCAAACCUUUUAUUUUCAUGAUUGUGUAUAAUAAUAGGCAGUCCAUAACAAUGGACAGUGUUGACAAAUGGUGAAUACAAAGAUAGAAAGAGAUGGCAAGUGACACUGUAAGAAACUGAUCUGUAAUUUAAACUAAGGUUGUCAAUCAAAUAAAAUAUUUCAUCGAGAUUAA
Sebastes umbrosus (honeycomb rockfish) is the source of this 3026-nucleotide messenger RNA. RefSeq names its product L-amino-acid oxidase-like. Gene Ontology annotation, molecular function: polyamine oxidase activity; L-amino-acid oxidase activity. Gene Ontology annotation, biological process: amino acid catabolic process. The transcript is spliced from 8 exons. Bases 523 to 2151 code for a protein of 542 amino acids. Lineage: Eukaryota; Metazoa; Chordata; Actinopteri; Perciformes; Sebastidae. The record is from RefSeq and is a predicted model, not a curated record.